Messenger RNA from Chenopodium quinoa (quinoa), 953 nucleotides. RefSeq names its product protein GFS12-like. NCBI's taxonomy places the organism in Eukaryota, Viridiplantae, Streptophyta, Magnoliopsida, Caryophyllales, Amaranthaceae. The transcript is spliced from 2 exons. The coding region runs from base 91 to 669 and encodes 192 amino acids. The record is from RefSeq and is a predicted model, not a curated record.
UUUUUCCCUUUAAAUUGUGACUCUUACUCUUUCUUCUUUUCUUUCUUUCACUCAACACUCUUUGUUUUUAUAUCAAGAACUUCCAACAGUAUGCAGGUUGCUUUUACUCUUCUUGGCAUAGAGAGAUUGCGGCAGUGUUGUGCUACGUGGCUUCUGCUUGAAAAAUAUCUCCUUAAGCACUAUAACUGGAAGUGGGAAUUUACAGGAGAUUCAUCUAGGAGCAGUUCAGGAAACUGUGAUUCUAGAAAGGCCUUGAUCAAAGAAAGCGUUAAGUCUAAGUACAAUCCAACCAAACUGCUAAUGAACGGAGUUGGAUGGGCAGUACCGCAAUCUCAGGGAAGUAAAGGAAGCAAUGAUAUGGUACUUCAUAAACGCUUUUACGAAACUCAUCAAAACUCAGCCAAAAUUAACUCAGAAACAUUUAAAGUUGGCAAAUGUGAACCAUGGUUCUGGUUCCCUACUCCUGCUACUACUUGGGAAGGGCCAGAUUUUCAUGCCCGCGCUGGCACUUCAAAAGAUGAAAGUCCAUGGAAGAUUAAGGCAUCAGUAAUACACUCUGUCCGUGCUCAUCAUGGAGCACUGGGGUCUUUGGCUGUGGAUCAAGAUGAGUGUAUUGUAUUUACUGCAGGAGUUGGUCCUGGUUUUAAGGUGGGACUUGUCAACUGUUGAUUGCGUGUCUGGUUACUAUGGGCAUGAAGAGGUUUGCUUCCUAUUAAACUUUUGCAUCAUUGGUGGUUUUCCCGUUUUUUUCACUGUUCUUUUCAACAGCUCAUUGGUAAAAAGAGAUGCCCAUCUUGAUAACUUGAGAAGGAUAUAUGACAGAUUCAAACAAUGAUGUUGAUGUAGAAUUCAUAGGUCUAGAAUAACACAUUCUGUGAAGUUCAUAUUUGGUGUUCUCUGGUCAGUGGACAACUUGAGUAUCAAAUUUUGUCCAUUGUCCUAGAUUUAUUUGA